Bombus huntii is the source of this 2863-nucleotide messenger RNA. RefSeq names its product zinc finger protein 525-like. The coding region runs from base 379 to 2775 and encodes 798 amino acids. Gene Ontology annotation, biological process: regulation of transcription by RNA polymerase II. Gene Ontology annotation, molecular function: DNA-binding transcription factor activity; RNA polymerase II cis-regulatory region sequence-specific DNA binding. The record is from RefSeq and is a predicted model, not a curated record. The transcript has 6 exons. Lineage: Eukaryota; Metazoa; Arthropoda; Insecta; Hymenoptera; Apidae.
ACUCUACAAAGAAUCAAAGGAAUCCCAGAUAAAUAUCUGAAAUCUUCAUUCUAUAAUUAAAUUACCAUAUAUAAAACUUUGUUCUAUUUUGUGCACUUUAAAAAAGAAAAACUUUCGCUUUACAUUGAGUUUUUCUCUAUACUUAUUAACAUAUGAGAUGACAGUGUUAAAUUUAAAUUAAUCAGCUACUUUAAAUUUGUAUCUCAAACACUCUACUUUUAUAGCCAACAUUAAGUCUGUAUAAAAGCUAAUUUUUAUUGAUACAAAAAAGAUGGAAAAAUUAUUUAUCAUUUAUAUUAUUAAGAAAACAAUGUGAAGCUUUCUAUUAUAAAUAUUAUUUUGAAUAAAAAACAUUAUAAAUAAAAAUUGGUAAGAAACAUGUGUGCAAGACUUUUAGCAUGUCCUUUGUGCUCACAACCAGGUUUUUUAACAUUGGAUGCAUUGCGAGCAGGAUUAAUAAGCGUAGCAACACGACCUCUUACAUGCCCUGUGUGUAAUGAAGUAUUGCUUGGUAUUGAUAAGCUUACUAUUCAUUUAUUCAGCCACACUAUUAAUUUAAGUAAUAAUAAUACAACAGAGUCAUUGAAACAUACAAAUAUUAUUACCAGUACUCAUAAUCCACCAAUAAUAAGUAAUUUAGAAAGUAUUACUUUUCAAGAUUGGAAUAUGUCUAAAAUACAAAUUACAGAUUCAAAUAAACUUUCACAGAAUAACUUAAAUAUUCAAAAUAGUUUAAUAUCAUCGCAAAGUCUGCAAAAUACAAAAGAUGAAGCUUCAAUUUUGAAUCCAGAAGUUUCUAUUCAAAAUCAAAAUUCAUUGAAUCAUAUACCUCAAAUUACAUUUCCACAAAAUUCAAUUUGUGGAAAUAAAGAGAUACAUACACUUCAAAGGAAUAAAGAAAUAGAAUCAGAAAAACUGCCUCAACAAAUGUUACAAGAAACAAUAAAAGUAGAUUAUGCUACACAGUACUUUGAUCAUCAAAACGUUAAAAAUGUAAAAUUUGUACAAAAUUAUCCUGAAACAGAAUAUGAAAAUGUCCAAACAUUUAAAAAUUGGAUAGAGGAUCAACAUUGUGAACAACCAAACAAAGAAGUAGCAGACAAAAUGGGAAGAUCUGUCGAUAAACCUUGUAGUAAUGAACAAAUGAUAAUAACAAACAAACUUCCAAACAUUAUAAGUACAUGUACCAAUAUGCCAUUGGAAAAAGCUAAUGAUAAGAAUAUACAAGAAGACUCAUCUAUUGUAUGUAAUAAAAGACAAAAUGAAAGUCUUGAACAUAAUGAGAUAUUACCUCAAUUAAAACUUAUAAAAACAUUAUCAACAAGACAAAAGACUGAGCGUUGCAAUAUAUGUGGUUUUCAUUUUCCUGAUCAUAAUAUUUUGCUUUUACAUAAGCAAUUAAUACAUAUGAUCAAUGAAAAAGAUUUAAAUGUUAUGCCUGAAAAUUUACUUAAGAAUUAUUCAUGUCACUUAUGCUCUAAAGUAUUUAAAAUGAGAGGUAGUUUAAUGGUGCAUAUGCGAGUAGCACAUAUGGGAUAUAAUUUAGGUUCUUUGGUCAGAGGUGGACAAAUAGAACUCAUACUUAAUGAAAAUAAAUUUAACUGCCCCACAUGUGGAAAAGAAUUUAAAAAGGAACAACAUGUAAUGCAGCAUUUAAAAACACAUGAAGCUAAACAAUGGGAAUGUGAUGUAUGCAAUAAAAUGUUUACAACGAAAUAUUUUCUAAAAAAACAUAAAAGAUUACAUUCAGGAGAAAUGCCUUAUAAGUGCAACAUAUGUAAUAAAACGUUUACUUUCCAGCAGUCAUAUCAUAAACAUAGAUUAUACCAUAAAGAUGAUAAACCUUAUACAUGUACAACUUGUGGCAGAUCAUUUAAAGAAUUAUCUACUUUGCAUAAUCAUGAACGAAUUCAUACAGGAGAAAAACCUUUUGCAUGUGAAACAUGUGGAAAAUGUUUUCGUCAACGUGUUUCAUACUUGGUUCAUCGUAGAAUUCACACAGGUGUAAUGCCUUAUAAAUGCACAACAUGUGGAAAAAGCUUCAGAUACAAGGUAAGUCAAAGAACUCAUAAGUGCCCAGCACAACAAACAGGAAAUGUACAACAAACAAAUAUCAUGGAUCAGAAGUCAGUAAAUUUACCAGAUAUACAAGGUAUACACAAUGAUAUAUGUAAAACUCAAAAGGAUUUUUUAAAGGAAAAUCAAACGAUGCUAGAUAUUGUAAAUAAUGAAGAAAACAAAUAUGUGUUAAUAAUAAAUACUCAAGGUCAGCAUCUUUUAACAAAAGAGUCUAACAUUGAAAAAAUACAAACUAUUGCAAAUACUAACAUUACAAAUAAAAAACAGAAGUUAGAAGAAUGUACAGGGACAAACAAUGAUAAUGAAAAAAUAGGGAAUAUGUGGAAAUCUGACAUUCCUAAUAGUUCUAUAUUUAAGAAACCCUUUGACACUUGUAAAGCAAUACAAUCAAAAAAUGAGAAAUCAUUUCAAGAAGAUACACAUGAUUUCUUUUCAAUGGUAAUGUCUCCCCUUGAAAAUGGACUACCUUCACCCACUGCUGAAAUGGAACACUUAAGAGUAUCAUCCCCCACACAAAAAGGAGAUAUAUCAAAAUCUUAUGAUACUUUUAGAAAUACAGCACAUAUCAUGGAAAUGAAUAUGUUUAAUGCUGAUAUAGAACAAAGUUUUAGCACUGCAGAUAACAACGCAAAUAAUUUACAAACUAUUAACGAAGAAUCAUUGAAACAACUACUGUAUAGUAUUAAUGAAAAAUGAUUAGAGAAUUCGCCAUAAAAAAUUGCAUUAUUAGUUAUCAUCGUUAUAAAUAAAUAAGAAUUUUUCAAAGAAGAAUUAAUUAUAAAAA